UAUUAACAGAAGGGGUUAGCGUAAGGCAACAACAAACUCUAACCCGCUGCUUCUUCUCCCACAAAAUCCCUGUCUUUAGGUGAAAAAGAAGAAACCGCAAAGAGAUCUUCUUCAGAUUUCAAUAACAGAGAUACCGAGGAAGAAGAAGAAGAAGAAGAAGAAGAAGAAGAAGAAAUGUGGGAAUCGAUCUGUUUAACAUUGGCAGCCACCGCCGGUAAUAACAUUGGCAAAGUUCUCCAAAAGAAGGGCACCGUUAUUCUCCCUCCUCUUUCCUUCAAGCUCAAGGUGAUAAGGUCAUAUGCUGUUAAUAAAUCAUGGGCGAUAGGGUUUCUGAUUGAUAUAUCCGGCGCCUUGUUGAUGCUGAGAGCGUUAUCUAUGGCUCCGGUAUCUGUCAUUCAACCGGUAUCCGGCUGCGGCCUUGCCAUUCUUUCGAUCUUUUCACACUUCUAUCUACAAGAGGUAAUGAAUGUUAUUGACUGGAUGGGGAUUACAUUAGCUGGAAUUGGCACCAUAGGAGUUGGCGCCGGUGGAGAGGAGCAAGAGGCUUCUUCAGUAUCUAUUUUGCAGUUACCAUGGUUGGCAUUCUUUGUUGUGAUCUUGUUUGUUCUUCUAAAUGGGUGGCUUCGUAUUUGCAGGCGUCAGCGUAGAGAGCAAGAACUGAUGGAGUAUGAAGUUGUUGAAGAGAUCAUUUAUGGCUUGGAGUCUGGAAUUUUAUUCGGGAUGGCAUCUGUGAUAUCGAAGAUAGGUUUCGUUUUUGUGGAGCAGGGUUUCUCCAAAAUGUUGAUUCCUACAUGUGUCUCGAUCAGCAUAUGCUGUAGUGGCACCGGAUUUUACUACCAGACUCGUGGCCUAAAGCACGGUAGAGCAAUUGUGAUAUCCACAUGUGCUGCUGUGGCAUCGAUCGUUACAGGCGUUCUGGCUGGUAUGCUCGCAUUGGGUGAACGGUUGCCUUCAUCACCAGCUGCUCGUCUUUCACUUUUGCUCGGAUGGUUAUUUAUCAUGAUGGGUGUGAUAUUGCUUGUGAGUUCAACGAGACUGAUGCGGCACAUUCCAUGGCCGUUGCAGAACUUAAUACCUAGCGGAAUGGACCGGAAUUUCUGUCUAAGGAGAACAGGGUCCCAUCGAGUCAAGGAUCCUAGCCCAGCUGCUGUUGUUCCAGCAGCCACAUUGCACCAUCUGAUACCAACACCGGCUAAGGCGAAGGCGUAACCGAAGAAAGCAAAGGAUCACCGCAUAUUCAUACAUUGUACGAUGAUCCUCCGAUCAACUUUCGAGUCUUCAUGCGCCCCUCCUCCAAUCCCGAUCUGCUUGACGUUAUAAAUUGUGAAAAAUUGUAAAACAAAACUAUUCUAAAACUACCAUAAUCCAAUAUA
Molecule: messenger RNA, 1373 nt
Organism: Hibiscus syriacus
Lineage: Eukaryota; Viridiplantae; Streptophyta; Magnoliopsida; Malvales; Malvaceae
Product: probable magnesium transporter NIPA9
Exons: 9
Coding region: 175-1209 (344 amino acids)
Biological process (GO): magnesium ion transport
Cellular component (GO): membrane
Molecular function (GO): magnesium ion transmembrane transporter activity
Source: RefSeq, a predicted model, not a curated record